GCAUAACUUCUCCCCUGCGACUAUCGUCAGAUGACAAUGUGAUAUGAGUUCCCGCUGUGUCUCGCGAUCUGCUGAAUUCAUAAAAUUCCUACGCGUCUAUAAAAUCGGCCAUUUCGUGGUAGGCCAUCCGCUGUUGCAGGGCAAGUGUUCUUCUGUCUGCAAGUCAAUUUAUAACAUCGCACAAUGAAUGAGACCGCAGUUUCAUUUGCCAAGGAUUUCUUGGCUGGUGGCAUCUCCGCUGCUAUCUCCAAAACGGCGGUUGCGCCCAUCGAGAGAGUCAAGCUUCUCCUUCAGGUCCAACAUGCCAGCAAGCAGAUCAGCAAAGAAAUGCAGUACAAGGGUAUCAUUGAUUGUGUUACCCGCAUUCCAAAGGAGCAGGGCUUCCUUGCCUUCUGGAGAGGUAACCUGGCUAAUGUCAUCAGAUACUUCCCCACCCAGGCCCUCAACUUUGCUUUCAAAGACAAGUACAAGAGUGUCUUCCUUGACGGUGUAGACAAGCGAAAGCAGUUCUGGAGGUACUUCGCUGGCAACCUGGCCUCUGGUGGUGCUGCAGGAGCCACCUCCCUUUGCUUUGUCUACCCUCUUGAUUUCGCCAGAACCCGUCUGGGAGCUGAUGUCGGAAAAGCUGGUGCGAGGGAGUACAACGGUCUGGCAGAUUGCUUGGCGAAGACGUUCAGGUCUGACGGUAUGAGGGGUCUGUACCAGGGCUUCGCAGUGUCUGUCCAGGGCAUCAUCAUCUACAGAGCUUCAUACUUCGGAAUUUAUGACACAGCUAAAGGUAUGCUGCCAGACUCCAAGAACACUUCCAUCUUAGUGAGCUGGGCAAUCGCUCAGUCUGUAACUGCUGUGGCCGGCCUGACCUCCUACCCCUUCGACACUGUCCGUCGUCGUAUGAUGAUGCAGUCUGGCCGUAAAGGAGCUGAUAUCAUGUACUCCGGUACCAUUGACUGCUGGAAGAAGAUCGCUCGUGAUGAGGGUGGCAAGGCCUUCUUCAAGGGAGCCUGGUCCAAUGUUCUCAGAGGCAUGGGUGGUGCCUUUGUGCUGGUCUUGUACGAUGAGCUAAAGAAAGUCCUUUAAAUUAUAGUUUUUUUAACAUCACUGUUGAAUUGACAUUAAAUGGCUAAAUGUAACAACUUUCCACUCCUAUGGAUCCUGCAUUCUGCCUUAUUUAUGUGAACCAGCUAGUGGUCUGCUACUAGUUGAGGGUGGCGGCUGUAAGUUGUGCAUUUUAUCUUUCAAACGUUCCAUUCUCAUUUACCAAUGUCAUUCCUGUAUAAGAAACCUCAAAUACUACUCCUGUCCUCCAGUGGGUAUGUUUCUAACCACCACUUGAAUAAAUUCAUUAUAAUGGACAAACCUACA
Messenger RNA from Oncorhynchus kisutch (coho salmon), 1362 nucleotides. RefSeq names its product ADP/ATP translocase 2-like. The coding region runs from base 184 to 1077 and encodes 297 amino acids. Gene Ontology annotation, molecular function: ATP:ADP antiporter activity. The record is from RefSeq and is a predicted model, not a curated record. The transcript is spliced from 4 exons. Gene Ontology annotation, biological process: negative regulation of mitochondrial outer membrane permeabilization involved in apoptotic signaling pathway; mitochondrial ADP transmembrane transport; mitochondrial ATP transmembrane transport. Lineage: Eukaryota; Metazoa; Chordata; Actinopteri; Salmoniformes; Salmonidae. Gene Ontology annotation, cellular component: mitochondrial inner membrane.